AUGAUUCUCCGAAUAACGAUACUUUCAUUUCUCGUCGUCACCCUGAAAGCGUCAAGUUGUGGAGCAUUAUCAGGUGGAAAUCAGGAAUGUGUCAGUCAUAUGAUGAUCACCGUAGAUGGUUCGGGAUCAAUGCCUGAUCCCAAUUCUGUUUUACAGAUCCUCAACUUUCUCAAUAGUACUUUAAUGACGAAAUGGGCCUACAGCGCAAAGAAAACUCAAUUCUCCUAUUCAUUAUAUGGUCUCGUUGAGCGCACAAAUCUUACCUGCAAGGGUUACAACACAGCCGGUCAAUCCGAUCCGGAACUCGUUUGUACCGCUUUGUCUCAAUUGAGAGAUUCGUACAAUCGUGGAGUCAAUGCACCGAUUACACUCUUUGACAUCACCACCGACAUCUACAAUUGCACGAUAAAAGAGGAGGUUCGCGUCUACGAUUUAGUCAUCAUAUUCACGGCGAAUAGCAAUCUCGGUGACAUCCAGAACUCGGCCUGGUUUGCUGCUGAGCAACCGACAAUUGUUGUCAAUUUGGGUACUGGGGAUUUCAGCUCCUGGGUGGCGAAAUCGGCAAGAACGACGAUUUUGUGCAACGGAAUGACGCUUAAUGACGAUUUGGCGAAUCGAAUUCUUUCGGCACAAUGCUCGGGGAUUAAUGGCAUGGACCAGUGCAACGUUGUGGACAAUUCGACAACCGUUCGCCCAUCACAAGUCACCGCUUUGCCAACAGUUCCCGAUGAUCAAGCCUCGCUAUGCGAUUGUGAUAUCACGAAAUCGUGGAAUGAUAUUAUGAUUCUCGCCGAUGCAUCGUCAGCUAUGGGAUUGGAUCGAUUCCAUGAGCUCCAAGCUUUCGUCCAAUCGGCCCUUUCUCAAGCGACAAUGGGAGCCAACAAUUAUCAGACACAAGUCGGCGUCAUCACUUAUAACACCGGGGCAACAAUGGUCGCGAAUUUGGAUAAAUACAAAAAUAUUGACGAUUUUCUGUUUGAUGAUUGGGGCAAAACCGGAAGCGCUGACACGAAUAUUUUGGGUGCUGUUGACCUGGCUAUUGACACCCUCGAGUCGCCAAAACAUCGCCCGAAAUCAAGAAAAGUGAUGAUCAUUGGAGCGAGCACUUAUCGUGAGGGCAAUUAUGAAUUCCCGCAAAACCAGACGCUCACUUUCAAGCGAAAUUUCGGCGUGAUCAUCGUGAUUGGCUAUGGAGAUAUCCACGGAAUGGGCACCGAAGUGCUCAAACAAAUGGCUUCCGAUGGAUUUUACAUUGAUGCAACUCCAGGGCAAUUCCCUGACUUCAAACAACUCACCAAGAUGAUUUGUGAUGCUAAUUGCUUCUGCCCUGGCCAACAACAAGACGGAUAUUUCCCGGUCGUGAGAGACGGGGAAUCGUGGCCGUCACAGGGAUGUUAUUGGGACUCAACCCUCACCGCCAUUCAACCGCUCGUCAAUCGCACCUGUUCGACGCUCGUUUCAGCCGCUGGUGUCACGGCCAUGCCAAACACGAUCAUAAAACAGAGGUCACUCAUUGGCGGAGCUGCUCAAAAUCUAACAAAGCCUGCUUUCUUUAUUGGUCUUCAACGAGUAGCAAAUGUUUGGAAAUGGGAUGAUGGGACGGCUUAUGAAGGUGGCGAUAUUUAUGGAGCUGGUGACUGCUCUACGCUCAGACAGGGAUCUGGCUUCAACACGAAUAUCACCGCUGUGGAUUGUCACGAGGGAUACUAUUACGCUUGUCAAACGAAACCCUGCACCUCCAGCUACUAUUGUGAA
Mesorhabditis belari is the source of this 1755-nucleotide messenger RNA. Lineage: Eukaryota; Metazoa; Nematoda; Chromadorea; Rhabditida; Rhabditidae. The record is from the annotation of a GenBank genome assembly.